Dermacentor silvarum is the source of this 1354-nucleotide messenger RNA. RefSeq names its product arginine kinase. Gene Ontology annotation, biological process: phosphocreatine biosynthetic process. Lineage: Eukaryota; Metazoa; Arthropoda; Arachnida; Ixodida; Ixodidae. Gene Ontology annotation, molecular function: creatine kinase activity. The transcript has 5 exons. The record is from RefSeq and is a predicted model, not a curated record. The coding region runs from base 264 to 1337 and encodes 357 amino acids.
GCCCGCGCCAAAUAGGUUUCUGAAGCUAGAAUUCACCUACAACGGGAACUACACCAAUUAUUUCGUGAAAUCCAAGCCGUUCGCCGACUAAAGCAAAUCUCCGUGGUGUUUACCCGGCGCGUGGUCGCGUCUAGCUUCUGGGAUUUUCCUGCUGCCUCGCGAGCAACCGGACGCGAAGGCAUCUUGGUGCUCGACGCGUCCCAUGCAUCUGUGAGAAAAUAUCGCGCCUACGGUUUUUACGCUCUGCGAGCAACCUCCAAGCCAUGGCGGACAAGGCGACUUUGAUGAAGCUGGAAGAGGGCUUCACGAAGCUGGAGAACGCUCAAGACUGCCACUCGCUGCUCAAGAAGUACCUGACCAAGGAGGUCUUCUACAAGCUUAAGAGCCGCAAAACCCGGAUGGGCGCCACUCUGCUUGACGUCAUCCAGUCUGGUGUUGAGAACCUGGACAGCGGAAUCGGCAUCUACGCGCCUGACGCCGAGGCGUACACUAUCUUCGCCGAGCUGUUCAACCCCAUCAUCGAGGAGUACCACAAGGGCUUCAAGCCUACCGACAGGCACCCGCCAUCGGACUUCGGCGACCUGAACACGCUGGUCAACGUUGACCCCGAUGGAGACUUCGUCAUUUCCACAAGGACGCGCUGCGGCCGAUCGCUGGAGGGCUUCCCGUUCAACCCGUGUCUGACGGAGCCCCAGUACAAGGAGAUGGAGCAAAAAGUGGUCGAGGUGCUGAACUCGCUGGACGGCGAGCACCAGGGCACCUACUACCCGCUGACUGGCAUGACGAAGGAGACGCAGCAGCAGCUCAUCGACGACCACUUCCUGUUCAAGGAGGGCGACCGCUUCCUGCAGGCGGCCAACGCCUGUCGCUUCUGGCCCACCGGAAGAGGAAUCUUCCACAACAACGCCAAGUCGUUUCUGGUGUGGGUCAACGAGGAGGACCACCUGCGCAUCAUCUCCAUGCAGAUGGGCGGGAACCUGAAAGAGGUGUACGGGCGCAUGGUGCGAGGGGUGCAGAUCCUCGGCAAGAAACUUCGUUUCUCCCGAGACAGCCGCUUGGGCUACCUGACUUUCUGCCCCACCAACCUGGGUACCACCAUCCGAGCCAGCGUGCACAUCAAGCUGCCCAAGUUGGCCUCCGACAAGGCUGUGCUUGACUCCACCGCCGCCAAGUACAACUUGCAAGUUCGAGGCACCAGAGGAGAACACACGGAAAGCGAGGGUGGAGUGUACGACAUCUCGAACAAGCGCCGCUUGGGACUGACCGAGUACCAGGCCGUCAAGGAGAUGCAAGAUGGCAUCCUCGAACUCAUCAAACUGGAGAAGGCGAUGCCGUGAACCAGGAGGUGGUAUUC